Toxorhynchites rutilus septentrionalis is the source of this 2518-nucleotide messenger RNA. RefSeq lists its product as uncharacterized. Lineage: Eukaryota; Metazoa; Arthropoda; Insecta; Diptera; Culicidae. Gene Ontology annotation, biological process: proteolysis. The record is from RefSeq and is a predicted model, not a curated record. The transcript has 8 exons. Gene Ontology annotation, molecular function: serine-type endopeptidase activity. Bases 32 to 2464 code for a protein of 810 amino acids.
GUGUUUUAACAGACAGAUUCUCCGCGAAGUUAUGGGGCUGCGUUUCCUUCUAUCGGGUUUGGCAAUCUUGGCCGUCGGAGAAGGUGGUCUUCUGAAAAAUAACGGUAAGAUUGUAGGUGGAAAGCCCGUGACAAUCGACGAUGUUCCAUAUCAGGUCUCGCUACUCUUGGGCUCCCGUCACUUUUGCGGAGGAUCUAUUCUGAAUGAGAACACUAUACUGACUGCUGCACACUGUGUUGAAAGGAUCAGCCCCAGUAGCCUCCAAAUUCGAGCCGGAUCCAAUAAAACUAGCUGUGGUGGACUAGUGGUAGCAAUUAAAUCUGUUCAAUCUCAUGUAGAUUACAAUGCAUUUACGAUGGAUUUUGAUGUCGCUAUCCUUAAACUGAAGAGUAAUUUGGAGUUUGGAGAAACGAUUGCUCCUAUUGAUCUUGCCUACUCGGAAGACUUUUAUCAACCCAAAAGCAUAGGUAUAGUUAGUGGAUGGGGAACGCUUGAGCCUCAAGGACAACUAGCCAAUGUGCUGCAAGGAGUAGAAGUUCCCAUUGUUGAUCAUGCAAAAUGCAAUGAAACGUAUAAAACAUUGGGCGGCAUAACCGAGAACAUGUUCUGCGCUGGAAAGCUCGGUGUGGGUGGGAAAGAUUCAUGCCAAGGUGACUCUGGCGGUCCGCUAGUGGUAAGCGGUAAAUUGACUGGAAUUGUGUCAUGGGGAAUCAGCUGUGCAGCUCCUGAAUAUCCAGGUGUUUACGUUAAGGUUCUGCAAGUCAGGGAGUGGAUCAAAAAGAAUAUGGGUUUAAAACUUGCUCAUAAGACCAAGCCCCCAACUGCGAAAAUGGAUUCGUUGAGGAAACAUAACUUCUUCAUCGAUAUUCAAGGAUUACGCAAGUUGAGAGACGAAAGUAUUUUCAACUUCAUCGCUAAAAACUUGAAGCUGACACCAGUAGAAGUAGCUGCCAUACAAAUCGAUCGGAUCGAAGGAAAAGUAUUCGUGGAACUGAGAACACAAGAGGCGGUUCGAGAGGUAGUGGAGGAGUACGACGAUAAGUUCGUUCUCAACAACAAUGGCAAUCCUCACCGUAUGAGACUUUACGUGGAGGAUGGUGGAACUGACGUGAAAUUACAUCAUCUGCCACCGAAGAUGCCAGAAGAGUGGAUUGUGGAAUAUCUCUCGAAUUAUGGAGAGAUUAUUAGCAUCAAACAUGAAAUGUGUCGAUCACAGUUCUUCUCUCAAACCCCGAGCGGCGUACGUAUUGUACGCAUUCGCAUGAAUUCUUCAAUUCUAUCUUUCGUAAACAUCAAAGGUUACAGCAGCCACUGCACCUAUACAAAUCAAAUACAAACUUGUAGACACUGUAAUCAGGAGGUCAAUUUCGGGACCAGUUGCGCUGAAAACCGAGUGAAACUAUCGACUCAAAGCAAAAGUCCAACGCUCUACUCCAAAGUGCUUGUCGGUCCGACAAGAGAGCAUGCCGAUUCCGUUCAAGAAAAAGCAACACCACAAAAAACACAUUUGUCGACCCAACAAAACACAACACAGCAAUCCCAAAGUCAUUUCAAACGCCCCGCUCAACCCCUGGAUGAGGAAUCUAGGGAAAAAGCAGUUAAAACCACAGCACCACACACCGAUCCAACGAAUGAGCAGACUAUCUACCAAACACACAAACCAAUGACGAGCAGCAUGUGGUUCGGUUCGGUGGUAGGAAAAAACAUGUAUUUGGUCACAGCUAUUGUUGGUAUCCUUCUCUGUUCAGCGCUGCAAUGCCUGGGAGCACCCGGAACCGACACUAGAAUCGUAGGAGGCAAGGACACAGUUAUAGAGAAUCAUCCAUAUCAGGUAUCACUGCGACGUCACGGGGCACACACAUGCGGUGGGGCGAUUAUUACGGUCGACACCAUCCUGACAGCGGCCCAUUGCGUAUACUACACUAAUGCCAACCCCAGCGAUUUCUCGAUCCGCGCCGGAUCUACUCAACGGACCGUUGGGGGCCAGCUAAUUACCGUUUCUGAAAUCAUCAACCAUCCAAAAUACGACGAUUGGACGCUGCAAUGGGAUAUUUCAAUCCUGAAGCUGAGUGAGAAUUUAAUCUUCGGACAGAGCGUCCAGCCGAUCGCGUUACCAGACAGAACAUUCACAAUCGAGCACGGUUCCAAGGUAUCCAUCGCUGGAUGGGGAACCCUCUAUUAUCAAGGACCGAGCACAGAAAGGCUACAGAGUGUUUCGGUGCCAAUCGUUUCGAAUGCUGAAUGUAGCAAGGCUUACGAGCAAUUCGGACCCAUUCUUUCUACCCAUUUGUGUGCCGGCGCUGCGGGUAUUGAUGCCUGCCAGGGAGACUCUGGAGGUCCGCUCGUGUCCAAUGAGAUGGUCAUUGGUGUCGUUUCGUGGGGUUACGGCUGUGCCUUCCCGGGAUAUCCGACGGUGUAUACUCGGGUUUCCGAGUUUUUGGACUUUAUUAAGGAGAAUUUGUAAAGCACGCAAGAAAGCAACAGACAAUUAAUUAAUCGAAUAAUUAUAAUUGAAUCA